CGCGAGCGCCAAUACGCACUUCCACGGGUCUCUCUGUCGGACCGCAGGGAGAGGAGGAUGUGAAGCGAGGGGAAAAAAAGGAUUUCAUACGAAAGAAUAAAUCGAAUAAGCUAAAGUAACAAUGUCUAAGCAAAGCACUAUUUUUAACUUUUUCACCAAGUCGCCGCCGCUCACCGCCAAAGCCAAACCUGCACCUUCUCCCACCGAGGCGGACCUGCCGUCCUCGGUGCGCAAAUCGAACACUUCCCCUAAAGAAGAGGCGAAGCAGGCGGCGUCCCAGAGCACUAAAAAGACCCCGGCGAAACCGAGCAAAACUCCUGCUAAAGGAGGCAUCAGCAAACUUUUUGGAGACAAAGCAUCCUCCGUGAAAGAGAGCCCGCCAUGCACAUUCAGCGCGGGCGCUCUGGUGUGGGCGAAACUGGAAGGGCACCCCUGGUGGCCGUGCAUGGUAGUGCCCCAGCCGCUGACCGGGCAGCAGAUGAGGGGCCGUGGGAGGGACCAGCGCCUGCACGUCCACUUUUUCGACGAGCCGCCGACCCGGGGCUGGGUCAGCGUCAAAUACGUCCGGGAGUACCAAGGCUCAAACAGCAGUGAUGCGAAGACUGGGGGCGUGUUCUUCAGCGGGAAGCCCGUGAUUCGCCGGGCCAUGGAGCUGGCAGACCGUGUCCUGCCUGACAGCCCCGAGAAGAGGCUGCAGAUGCCUCUCUGCACAGAUCCCUCUGAGGAUGAGGAAAACGACGAAGAGGAAGAGAUGGAGGUUGAUAAGUCAACGGUUACUGAUGAAGAGGAGGAGGAGCAGGAUGAAGAAGUGAAGGCAAAGCCAACUCGUCGUUCAACCAGGGCCAGGGGUGAGGAGGGACAGAAACCAAAAAGACGGCGUAUUGUGGUGGCGUCGGACAGCGAGGGGUCGGACGAGGAAUUCAAACCAGAGCAGGCAGGGGGCAGCAGCGAGGAGGAUGAGGAGGGCGUGAGCAGCGGGGUGGACGAGGGAGAGGAGGAGAGCGAGCCGGAGGAGUCCGAGCCAGACAGCCCCGUGAAGCCCGUCAAACGCAAGCGCCCGGCGGAAAAACCGGCCAAGACGAAGGCUUCUGUCCCCGCCGAGCCUCCCAAAAGAGCGCCCGCCGCACUCUCCACGGUGACCGCCGAAACCAAGUCCCGGCUGUCGGCUUUCUCCGCCCCGGACAGCUUCGAGAGCCAGGCGAACGGCGCCGGCGGGGGGGCGGGUGAAGGGACCACCGUCUGGGACCACGAGAAGCUGGAGUGGCUGCAGGAAGGCAGGAGGAGGGACGCGAAGAGGCGCCGCCCGACAGAUGAGGACUACGACCCCAACACGCUGUACAUCCCCGAGGACUUCCUGAACAAGACCACGCCUGGCAUGCGGCGCUGGUGGCAGCUCAAGUCUGAGAUGAUGGACACGGUCAUCUUCUACAAGGUGGGCAAGUUCUACGAGCUCUACCACAUGGACGCUGUGACCGGGGUCAGCGAGCUGGGCUUGAGCUUCAUGCGGGGCACCUGGGCGCACUCCGGGUUCCCGGAGAUCGGCUUCGCCCGCUUCUCGGACGUCUUGGUGCAGAAGGGCUUCAAGGUGGCCCGCGUGGAGCAGACGGAGACGCCCGAGAUGAUGGAGGCCCGCUGCAAGACCAUGCUGCGGCCCACCAAGUUCGACCGCGUGGUGCGCCGGGAGGUGUGCCGCAUCAUCACCCGGGGCACGCAGACCUACAGCGUGCUGGACGGUGCCCCGUCGGAGACGCAGAGCAAGUACCUGCUGAGCGUGAAAGAGAGGGCGGAGGACGAGGGCUCGGGCGGCCGGCGCGCCUACGGAGUGAGCUUCGUGGACACGUCGGUGGGCCGCUUCCACCUGGGCCAGUUCCAGGACGACCGGCACUGCUCUCGCUUCCGCACGCUGGUGGCGCACUUCCCCCCGGCCCAGGUGCUCUUCGAGAGGGGCAACCUGUCCGCCGAGAGCCGCAAGAUCCUCAAGGCCUCGCUGUCCUCGGCCUUGCAGGAGGCGCUAGCCCCGGGGGCGCAGUUCUGGGACGCCGCCAAGACCCUGAAGGUGCUGGCCGAGGAGGACUACUUCAAAGAGAGCGAGGCGAAGGACGGCGAGGCCCUCCCGGCCACGCUCAAGGCCAUGACCUCGGAGAGCGACUCGCUGGGCCUGACCCCCGGCGAGGGCUAUGAGCUCGCCCUCUCCGCCCUGGGCGGGUGCAUCUUCUACCUGAAGAAGUGCCUCGUGGACCAGGAGCUGCUCUCCAUGGCCAACUUCGAGGAGUACGUCCCGGUGGACGUGGAGAUGGAGCAGUCCGGGGGCUCAGCCAGCUUCUUCGCCCAGACCCGCCAGCGCAUGGUCCUGGAUGGGGUGACCCUGGCCAACCUGGAGGUCCUGCAGAACAGCUCGACGGGGGGCGCGGAGGGCACCCUGCUGGAGCGCCUGGACACCUGCUGCACCCCCUUUGGCAAGAGGCUCCUGAAGCAGUGGCUGUGCGCCCCGCUCUGCAACCCCAACUCCAUCGCGGACCGGCUGGACGCCGUGGAGGACCUGAUGGCUGCCCCGGCCCAGGCCAGCGAGGUCACGGAGCUGCUGAAGAAGCUGCCGGACCUGGAGAGGCUCCUGAGCAAGAUCCACAGCAUGGGGACCCCGCUGAAGGGCAAGGGCCAGGGCCACCCCGACAGCAGGGCCGUCCUGUACGAGGAGGUCACCUACAGCAAGCGCAAGAUCGCCGACUUCCUCUCCGCCCUGGAGGGCUUCAAGACCAUGCAGCAGAUCGUGUCCGCCCUGGAGCCGGCGGCGGACGGGUUCCGCUCCAAGCUCCUCCGGCAGGUGGCGGUCCAGAAGGCGGAGGGCAACGAGGGUCUUUUCCCGGACCUGUCCGGGGAGCUCCAGCGCUGGGACACGGCCUUCGACCACCAGAAAGCCCGCACCACCGGCGUCAUCACCCCCAAGAGCGGCUUCGACCCCGAGUACGACCAGGCGCUGGCGGGGAUCAAGGACUGCGAGCGCGGCCUGCAGGAGUACCUGGACCGGCAGAAGAAGCGGCUGGGCUGCAAGAGCCUGGCGUACUGGGGCACGGGCCGGAACCGCUACCAGAUGGAGGUGCCCGACAGCGUGUCGGACCGCAGCGUCCCGGAGGAGUACGAGGUGAAGUCCACCAAGAAGGGCUGGAAGCGCUACCAGACGCGGGAGAUCGAGGGGCUCUUCUCGGACCUGCAGGGCUGGGAGGAGAAGCGGGACUCCGCGCUCAAGGACUGCAUGCGGAGGCUCUUCUACAACUUCGACAAGAACUACAGAGACUGGCAGACCGCAGUGGAGUGCAUGGCCGUGCUGGAUGUGCUGCUGUGCCUGGCGCAGUACAGCCAGGGCGGGGACGGAGCCAUGACCCGGCCCGAGGUGGUCCUCCCGGAAGACGGCCCGCGGUCCCAGCCCUUCCUGGACCUCAGGGGCUCGCGCCACCCCUGCGUCACCAAAACCUUCUUCGGCGACGACUUCAUUCCCAACGACGUCUUCAUCGGCUGCGCCGGCGGCGAGGAAGGCAGCGAGGAGGAGGGGCGGGCGACCUGCGUGCUCGUCACCGGGCCCAACAUGGGCGGCAAGUCCACCCUCAUGAGACAGUGCGGGCUGGUGGUGAUCCUGGCCCAGCUGGGCUGCUACGUGCCGGCGGAGAGCCUGCGCAUGACCCCGGUGGACCGGGUCUUCACCAGGCUGGGGGCGUCGGACCGCAUCAUGACCGGGGAGAGCACCUUCUAUGUGGAGCUGAGUGAGACAGCGAGUAUUCUUCACCAUGGGACCAGCCAUUCCCUCGUGCUCCUGGAUGAACUGGGAAGGGGCACGGCCACGUACGAUGGCACGGCCAUCGCAAGCGCGGUGGUGAGGGAGCUGGCCGAGAGGAUCCGCUGCCGCACCCUCUUCUCCACCCACUACCACUCCCUGGUGGAGGACCACGCCCGGGACCCUGCCGUCAGGCUGGGACACAUGGCGUGCAUGGUGGAGAACGAGUGCGAGGACCCCAGUCAGGAGACGAUCACGUUCCUUUACAAGUUCAUACGGGGAGCGUGCCCCAAGAGCUACGGGUUCAACGCUGCCCGCCUGGCCAGCAUCCCAGAGGAGGUCAUCCAGUCAGGACACAAGAAGGCCAGAGAAUUCGAGAGGAGCACCGUCACCCUGCGGGUCUUCAGACAGCUCUGUUCAUUCGCUGAAGAUCCCAGAGCCGAUGGUGAACGCUUCGCCUCGUUGGUCCACAUGAUUGGCCAACUGUAAUGCAGACCAGUUCUUCAUCUCCCACCGACACCCCUCCCCCCUUUUUUCUUGU
Megalops cyprinoides (Indo-Pacific tarpon) is the source of this 4307-nucleotide messenger RNA. It is a transcript of the gene msh6, whose product is annotated as mutS homolog 6 (E. coli). Lineage: Eukaryota; Metazoa; Chordata; Actinopteri; Elopiformes; Megalopidae. Gene Ontology annotation, molecular function: ATP binding; ATP-dependent DNA damage sensor activity; mismatched DNA binding. The transcript has 10 exons. Gene Ontology annotation, biological process: mismatch repair. Bases 122 to 4255 code for a protein of 1377 amino acids. Gene Ontology annotation, cellular component: MutSalpha complex; nucleus. The record is from RefSeq and is a predicted model, not a curated record.